Symbiodinium sp. CCMP2592 is the source of this 2049-nucleotide messenger RNA. NCBI's taxonomy places the organism in Eukaryota, Dinophyceae, Suessiales, Symbiodiniaceae. The record is from the annotation of a GenBank genome assembly.
AUGAGCAGUGUGGAGGAUGAGGAUUGGGACGAGCUGGAAGGCGGUGAAGAGGAUGAUUUUGCCCUGACUGGUACGCGGCAGCAUCUCAUGACGUUGCCCGACGAUAUCACAAAGGGAGUGUCUCCCGAGUCGUUCUCGGUUGAGAAGAAAAAUUUCGCCUUGCAGAUGCUGGCAAAUGAUCCAAAGACUUUGCUAGAUCAUCAACGAGAACUUGCAGAUUUAGUUAUCCGUCAUGCCAGCGAAGCGUUCACAGUAGCUUACGAAGCUACAAUGGGCGCUGGCAAAACCAUGUCAAUUCUGGCUUUGGCUGGCACCGUGCCCAAAACGGGGCGUAAGGUGUUGUAUGUCUGCCCGGAACAACAGCGCUCGGUGAGACUGGAAGUAGCACGUCUACUUUUCAGCAGCAUGGCCGUUCACACGGAUGCCGGCUUUGUUUGGGCAGAGUUCCAAGGGGGAAAGCUACAGAUCCGGUACAGUGCCCAUGUAAUCUGGAAUCGGAUGCCUGCCCAUGUGGAGGAGGGGAGCUGUGCGGCACUGGAUUAUCAUGGGGUUGUUGUUGCUUCGACACGAGCGGCAGCAGCGAUUCUCGAAGCCCGCCCAGAUCUCGAUUUUCUCCUGUUCUUCGACGAGUUCCUCUCGGAAGCUGGUACUGUGGGAACCGGCCUCCAUGAGUCCGUGGGGCUUCUGAAGACCGUUUUGAUGGCCCCGACACCCCAGCUUGUGUUGUCAUCAGCUACGCGGCUGAACGAGCCGGCCCUGAAUUUGUUUCGGGCUCUGCCAAACAUGCACGUGAGGCGCAUAGCCUCCAGCAAGCACCUGGUUCCCUGGAAUGUGCUGGCAGGAGUUGCUGGUGAAGUUUAUCCACACCACAACUGUCACAUGGCAAAUCAUCCAGCACUCCUCAAGGAGGCUAUCUCUCAGCCAACUUUCGCCCGGCUGGUUACCAAAGCCUCGUGCUCCGCCUUGGCUCAGGAUCUGGAAGUGGAGGUGCCACAGGCGGAACUUGCGGCCUGCUAUGACAAGGCUUUGGAGGUCUUGCAAAGAUGGCCGCUGCGAAUCCGUGAGCUUUGUGCGGACAAGAUGCCAGCGGCAAAGAUUUCAUUCAGCAAGCUGGAUCUGCUAGAAAUAACUCGAUCACUGGGCAAAACGACGGCAUUGUUGGCUACAAACCACGUUGAGGCAGCAACGACAGCAUAUUUUUCCAAAGACAUUGAGCACAUCCGAAGCAAGAUGUCCUUGGCCAGCAGCAAGAGGGAGAGGCUGAAAGAUGAGAACCGGUCCGUCAUUGCGACGCUUGCAAAACAAAAGCAGCAGGCCUUGGACAAGCUCUUCGCGAAAUGUUUCUUGCGAAAGCCUCCCUUCUCCUGUGUCCUGGAGCAAGGGUUCCAAUCCACGACGAAAUCAGAAGAAGAUAUGAUCAUUCUGUUGAUUGCUGGGAUUGGUGUGUUCACCGACGAGAUCAACCAGGCACGACCGCAAUAUGCCAAUUUUGUUGCUGAGCGUGCUCAACAUGGCCACCUCCACUUGCUAGUGGCGGAUGCGACGGUGGCUCACGGCGUAAACUUCCGCAUCUCCAACGUGAUCUUGGCGCCAUCCAUCGUGCAAGAGUGCACGCCAGCCACGGUGUUCCAGCUACUUGGUAGGGCUGGCCGUCGCGGCUUGUCCACGAAAGCAGACGUGCAUGGAAAUCUGGGUUUUUUCGAGAUGCUUCAGAAAGGCUUGUUGGGAGAGGUGGAUAUCUUCGAAGCGGAGAGCGAUGCCCUCCAGCAGUCGUGGGAGCAGUUAGGAGUCAAUGCCGCGGCUUCGAAAUCACUGACAUCAAGCGGCCCACCCUUCAAAAUUUCGAGUGAAUCAACAGUGGAUUCGACGGAAUCGGAAGAAGAUGCACAGGAGGAGGCAAAGGCAGUGACGAAAGAGCAGCCAGUUCGCGGGAAUCAGGAGUCGCCGGUGAAGAGCAACAGUGAAGAUUCUUCACCCGAGUCAUGGUUCCCUUGGGUUCGAAAGUUUUUCUCAGGCUGUUGCUUCUCACGCGAGGAGCCGAUUCGCUGA